Molecule: messenger RNA, 2458 nt
Organism: Limulus polyphemus (Atlantic horseshoe crab)
Lineage: Eukaryota; Metazoa; Arthropoda; Merostomata; Xiphosura; Limulidae
Exons: 11
Coding region: 587-2029 (480 amino acids)
Source: RefSeq, a predicted model, not a curated record
GUUGGAACUGUCAGGACAUGAUCGGGGAGGAUAGGUAUUGCACGUUCAUCAGUUUUACCUCUUGGAAUUGAUUAAAACAUACGUGCCAUCUCGAUGUUCUUGUGGCCAGUCUAACUCGGUAGUUCAUCAUUCAUCCUACCCUCCCUAGCCCAAGGUUUCUUAGGAUUUGGAAGAAAUGGAUUAUGUUGCUUCUCUCACUGUAGUCUGAUGGCUGAAGAACGCAUUGAAUUGUUCAUUGAAACACUGACAGGAACUGCAUUUGAACUAAAAGUUUCUCCACUGGAAACCAUAAUGUCAAUAAAGGCCAAAAUUCAGCGAUUAGAAGGUAUACCCAUCACACAGCAACAUCUUAUUUGGCAAUCCAAUGAAUUAGACAACCAACAGAGUCUCGAGGAUUAUCAAAUAAAGGAUGGUUGCACAUUAAAACUUGUCCUAGGAAUGAAAGGAGGUCCCAUAAAUACACGAAGAGUUCCAUUAGAAGAAAGACAACAUCUUCAACAUGUAGCUGAGUACUUGAAAACAAGAAGGGAGGAAUUGAAUGAGGGUCUUCCUAGUGGAAAACCCAUGACUGUUGUAAUGUUUCAAGAUGGAGAAAGAGUACCAUAUGUACACUGUUGUUGAUGUCAAUGAUGGAUCAUCUUCUCGUAUAUCUGGAUCUGCGAGUAGCUACUCAUCUAGUCAGAAUCUUACAGAUGAUGAAGCUGAACUUGCCAGAAUCCAAGAAAAUCUAAACACUAGGAAAAAAAUGAGCCUUCUUCAGGAAAAGAUGAAAACGCAUGGCAUUAAAAAAAGGACCAGGAGAAAAUCUCGAUCAGGAUCUGUAUCCCUUUCUGCAGCUAAAGUUGGACGAAAGAAAUCUCCAUUAACAAUUGCUGGUGGCACCCACUCAAGCCGUCCUCUUCGUUUACCACCUAUUAAAACAACUUCAAAAAAGAGCUCUGAAAAUCAAUCUGGAAAAAAAUGUGCUGUUGGUCUUAACUCACAUUCUCAGACUGGUAUAUCAAUUUCAAGUCCGCUUGUGCAAAGAGAAUCGGAAUUUGAUGCAGGUACACCUUUGACAGUUGAAAGCAACAGCAAUUACCUGUCAACUCGUUUUCAGCAAGAUACAAUGCAGAAUAAUGAAAAAAUUUUAUCAUUGUGGACUAGAGGUAAUGGUAGUUCCUCUCACAAUAAGGAAGAUGAUGAACUGGUUGAUCUGGCUGCUAGCCUUUUGUCUAUACACCUCUCUCAAAGUCGCCAAAAGCCAUGGAGGCAAAACCUUUCCAGGCCAAGAGAUACUCCUGAAUCUCGUUCUUCAAAAUAUACAAGCUACGAAUCUCUACCUCAGUGUGGAAAAUCUUCAGGUCUUGGUGUGUCGCAGUGCAGUAACAUUUCAACUAAUAAUGAACUUUUUUCAUCCAUAAAUAAUUUACCUCAGAAAGACAGAACUAAGAAUAAGGGAAGUAUUCCUUCACCUAAAACAUCCAAUAAUAGGUCAAAGAACUCAACUCGACUUAUGUCUGAAGGAGGAACUCUUCCCACUGCUUCCAGGCGGUUACUUGACCUGGAUCAGUGGCUUCAAAAUCGUCCACGAACUACUCCUGUAAAAGGAGAUGUGUAUAGACCAUUUGAUGGACUGUUGAAAAAUGGACGAUUUUGGGCAUCAAGAAACUCUUUCAACAAUGAUCUACAAAAAACAGAUUCUUCACAGUCCAAUAGUCAUCUUUCUUUGAGCAGCUCCUUUAAUAGUACAGUACUCAGUCCCCUUUCCCACUCCCUUUCAGAUUAUCGUGACAGAAGAUGGUCACAAAAUCAGCUAGUGCCUUUGUUUAUUUCAUCUCGUGAAAAGUUAAAUUCGUCUCCUAAAAUAUCUGAUCAAGCAAUGUUGAAUAGUUCACAAGACAAAUCUAAAAAAAAUGGAAAGCCAACAUCUCCAGCUGCUAAAAAUGAAGGUGUAUCUUGUCGUAAGACAUCCUCAAAAUCCAGCAAUAAAACAAAUUCUGGAAGACAAAAACAAAAGGCAGCUCAGAACAGAAACUACCAACAUUAAAAACAAAGAAGAAAACAAGCAAAAAAUGUGCAUGGUGUAAUAAAAAAACUGGAAUUGCAACAAGUUAUACUUGCAGGUGUGGUAAAAACUUUUGUGCAACUCAUCGCUAUGCUGAACUUCACCAUUGUACAUUCGACUACAAAACAGAAGGACGCCGUUUAAUACAACAAAGUAACCCUCCAGUAAGAGCACCUAAACUUCCAAAGAUAUAGUUCUUUAAAUUAUUUGAAUCUCUAAGCACAAAUGCUUUUUUAAUUAUAAAGUAGGGGUACAUGCAAUUAAGAAGUGCCUUUUCUAUCCUUUGUAUCACAAAACUUAAUAAAUACAUGACCUGCAACUCAUUUUGUUAUUUUGUGAUAUUGUUUUUCCCAUAUUCAAGAGGGAAUGCACAAAUCCGAUUGUUAAAAUAAACAUUUGUAUAUAGAAAGA